This is a messenger RNA of Alligator mississippiensis (American alligator), 4466 nucleotides long. It is a transcript of the gene KLHL33, whose product is annotated as kelch like family member 33. Bases 1327 to 3597 code for a protein of 756 amino acids. NCBI's taxonomy places the organism in Eukaryota, Metazoa, Chordata, Crocodylia, Alligatoridae. The transcript is spliced from 4 exons. The record is from RefSeq and is a predicted model, not a curated record. Gene Ontology annotation, molecular function: protein binding.
AUAUAUAUAUAUAUAUAUAUAUAACCACAGGAUUUCCCAGCUCUCCUCUAGCACAGCUCCCAACCCUCAGGCUGGGCAGGGGAGGAUUUUCUCCUCGGGACUUUGGGUACAUGGGAGGCUGGCUGGAGUCCCAUGUCCAGCUAUAAUUAACCACAGAGCCAGCUGGGAGCCUAUCCAACAUUUCCCCCUGAUCAGACUCCGGCUCCGAAGGACCUCUGGAAAGGUCAGCGUCACCCCACAACAAGCGCCCCACAGGUAGGAGAGGGCUUGGGUAGGGUGUGAGCCCCCUGGGGAGCAGGCAGGGAUCCAGGGGGGCACACAAUGCACAGCAGGCAGAUACAACACAAAUGCACGCACCCAAACACGUAGGCAUGGGACAUCCACCAGAAAAUCAAACAAAUCCAGCCCACACGAGCAUCAGAAAACAAAUACACCACCAAUAUGUACAACACAGACAUGGCCGCACACAACACAAGCAUGCAUGUACAACACAACAGACGUGUACGCCAUGAGCGUAUGGACUAUGCACAGCAGAAAUGCACAAAAACAAAUGCACACACAGACCACCAACCUCCAAGCUAUACCCGACACACACAGAAGACAUACCCAAUGCAUCCACAUGACUAAUACACACACACACUUACCACACAACAAAUACACACUCCUGAAUAUACAGACCGGAUAUACAGUAUCAUAACACACACAUAUCCAAAACAACAAAUACAGGCGUGCACCACACAACAAAUACACACCCCACAAAUGUCCAGGCCAUGCAUAAACAUGUCUAUACAUAGCUGCAUAAAAAAUACACACCAUGAACAUUUAGAUCCCAUUAAUACACACAGAUGUGUCUACAUGUUCAAUUAAUGCUCUUCAAGUGAUGAGCAUUAAAUCUAGUACCUCCAUUGUGAGGUACUAGAAAAAUGCCCUUUAGGCUAUUUGAAUUAGCCCAUUUCAAUCAUGCUAGCUAAGGAGCAUGUGUUUUGGGGGACACUUUAAUGCGCUUUAAAAGACACUAAUGCGCAUUAAAGUGCACGUGUAGAUAUGCCCACACACCACACCAAAAAUAUGCACACGACUCAGCGAUUAUAUAGACGCACGGGCCGCAAACGCAAUGAUCUACACAUACCUUGUACAAUAUGUCAUGCUUAGCUCAGAAACUACGCGAUAGUACAUAAUACAAGGACCCCACACACACACAACACACACACGGUAGAUGUUCAGGUUUAAGCUCCUAAGGGUGCUAUUUCUUACCCUGCAUCAUUGUGGUUUUGCAGAGUGAGGAAAAGGGCACCGGGCCUUUCCCAUCCUUUCCCGGCAGGGAGGAUGUGGCCAGGUGUGGGACCGGAUUCCCCGGCAGAGGAAGAGGAGGAGAAGGCCACGUCAGAGCCCCGCAGGGAGCUGCUGAAUGAGGACCAUGCCCGGCAGUUCUUCGAGGUGGCGGUGGAGCUCUGUGCGCAGAACCAGCUGGUGGAUGUGGACGUGAUCUCGGGCUCACGGACACAUCAUGCCCACGCUGUGGUUUUGGCAGCUGUGAGUUCCUUCUUCCGAGAACGGCUGGAGCAAGGGGCAGUGGGCGAGGUUGACAUGAGCCAGCUGGCCACGCCGCAUGGCUGGAAAGCCAUUCUGGAUUUUGCCUACUCAGGGGUUGUGGAGACCACAUCAGACAGUGUCCAGGAGGUGGUGGCUGCAGCUCAGGUCCUGGGGGUGCCACGAGUGGUGGAGAUUUGCCAAAGAAGAUGGCUCAGUCCAGAAAAAGAGGAGGAGGAAGAGGAGGAGGGAAGGAGGACCCCAUCGGACGAGCAGUGGGAGACCCUGCAUAGCAUUGAAAAGCUAUAUGGAGAUAAGAUUGGCUGUGACCUGGACCUGGAAGCUCAAGGAAAGACUUUCAAAGUGCACCGCGUGGCCCUGUGCUGUGGCUGCGAGUUUUUCCGGGCCAUGUUCACCAGCGGGAUGCGGGAGUCGGUCCAGGCCACCCCACUCCGCACCCUCUUCUCGGUGCCGGACCUCCACCUCCUCAUCUCCUUCGCCUACUCAGGAGCACUAGGAGGCACCUGGGAUGAGAUCCUGGAUGCAGCACAGACUGCCCUGCAGUACCAGGCAUCGGGCAUCUUCUCCCUCUGCCUAGACCUCUUCCAACACCAAAUGACCCCGGAGACCAGCCUAGACGUCCUAUCCUUUGCCCAGGCCUAUGACCUGCGCCAGCUGGUCCAGACAGCUGAGGACUUUGUGCUGAUGAACUUUCCCUGCGUCUCAUCCACCCCCAAGUUCCUCGACCUCUCUCUGGACCAGCUUCUAUGGUUCCUCCGCUCCGAUGCCCUCUACAUCCUCAACGAACUGGAGGCCUUUGAAGGUGCCCUGCGGUGGCUGAAUGCCGACCGGGCCCAACGGCUGGAGGAAGCUGAGAAAGUCCUCAGAUCCAUUCGGUUCCCCUUGAUGUCUGGACGGGAGUUAAAGCAGGUGCGUGCUGUGGAUUUCAUGGCGAAACCGGGCCGGUUCUACGACCUGCUGGUGGAGUCGCUUGCCAGCAUCCCCCCCGGCACGUCCACCAUGGAGCGGCUGCCGUGCCGCAUCCGCACCACGGAGAAGGUGCUGGUCAUCUGUGGCGGAGACAGCGUCAUGGCAAACAUGGCCAUGCGCUGCCCCAACCGGGAGCUGUGGUUCUCCCACCGCUUCCUCAGUGGCAUCGGGCUGGUGAAGCAGGUGGAGUGGCGGUACCUGGGGGAGUUCCCCGAUGGGCCACGCUUCCGCCACGCCGUGGUCGUGAUGGGCAACGUGCUGUAUGUUGUUGGAGGCAAGCAGUACUAUGGGGUGAGGGACAUGCUGACCACGGCAUUCAGGUUUGACCCCAUGCAAGGCUCCUGGGAGCGCCUGGCAGACAUGUCUUGUGAACGCAGCUACUUUGCAGCCGUGGGUGCAGGUGGGCUGCUCUAUGCGAUGGGAGGCAGCUCUGCCAACCGAUACUGCAUGGACUCGGUGGAGUGCUAUGACCCAGCUGCCAAUGCAUGGAGACCGUCCCACCCUCUCCCGGCUGCGCUCUGCGGCCAGGCUGCCUGCGUGCUGGAUGGCACCAUCUACGUUUCGGGCGGCUGCGACGGCUCCUGCCGCUGCCUGACCGCUCUGCUCCAAUACCACCCGAACCACCCACCCACCCAGCGGGCACCUAUGCAGGAGGAGCGUGCUGGCCAUGUCAUGGAGGCUUUGCGGGGACAGCUGUACGUGGCAGGGGGCUUGCGCUGGCGGGACGGCCACGGGGGUUAUGCUGACCAGCUGGCCUGCGAGGUCUACAGCCCUCGUCUAGACACCUGGACCCUGCUGAGCCCCCUGCCCCACGCCCACGUGGUUGCUGCCUCAGUUGUACUGCAAGGAGAGCUGUAUGUCCUGGGGGGGUACAGCCAUAACACCUAUCGUGACACUCACCUAGUGCACUGCUACCACCCAGGCCAGGACCGCUGGAUGGGCCUGGGCACCCUGCCCCAGGCCUAUGCAGACCUGCGGGCCUGUGUCCUGUCUGUGCCACCUGCCUUGAGGGACGACAAAGGAGGAUCCCAACACCACCCCAAGGAGAAUAAGAGCCUCCCCAGUUCCUCCCUUUAGGAUGAGGGGCCCUGAUGCCCCUCCGAUGCUUUUGUCCAGUCCACCCACAUUAUGGGUGCUUUCACUGAUGCGCUGCAAGUUGGACAAAACUAUUCAUGUUGCACCUUACCGACCACUCUACGACCGCCUGUUUAAUCCACCCAAGGCCUGCCUCCCUUCGCAAUGCCCCUUAUGGAGCAAGCUCCCUGACCAGGAUUUGUCUGCAAGAUACUGUCUGGAUUAAGCAAUGGGAUUCACAGGAAGUCACAAACAAGUGCCUUGUGACAAACCUCACUCGUCAACCUGCUGGCUUUAAACUACCACGGCAAGAGCGGUCCCUGCUAAAGAGGCUCAGGACAGGCCAAGGCUCCUGUGCAGCCAACCUUCACUGCUGGGGCCUCGGUGAUAACCCAUUGUGCACUUGCGGAGAGAUACAAGCAAUGCUGUGCAUCAGCGAGGAGUGUCCCCUCUACGUACUUAAGAGAUGGAUUAAUAACUUUGAACUCAGCUAACAAGGAGGCUAUUGCUUGGCUUUGGGGAUUUGCAUUUGCUAAAUAAAUAAAUAAAUAAUGGGGGCUCUAUCAUAUGAGCUGAGAGGCCUCUUGGAUCUCCCAAACAGGACAGGGCUGUCUCCAACAUGACAGGGAGAUCCCCCAAAAAUGGAUACGCUUCCUUACACGUGGGACAUCAGCCUGGCACCACCCCACAGGACUGGGGUAUGUCUGAUAGAGAAGGAGGAGAGAUGAGGAUCAGCAGGGGAGAAGCCUGAUGUUUCCUGAUCAUCCAUGGUGUGGGGUGACCGAGGUUGCUGCGUCCAGGGGCAAGGUCUGUCCACCCCUUCACUGUGGGGCCAGUACCAAAGUAAGUCAGUAAAGAAGGUAUGCAAUUCA